Triticum turgidum subsp. durum (durum wheat) is the source of this 1485-nucleotide messenger RNA. The record is from the annotation of a GenBank genome assembly. Lineage: Eukaryota; Viridiplantae; Streptophyta; Magnoliopsida; Poales; Poaceae.
AUGGAGGCUGCUGCGGGCAUGAGCGCCGCCAGUGAUGGCGGCAGGCGCCCGCUGCGGGUGUUCUUCCUGCCCUUCUUCGCGCGGGGGCACCUCAUCCCGAUGACCGACCUGGCGUGCCGCAUGGCCGCGGCGCGGCCGGCGGAGGUGGAGGCCACGAUGGUGGUGACGCCGGCCAACGCGGCGCUGAUCGCCACCACGGUCACGCGCGCCGUGGACGCGGGGCACGCGGUGCGCCUGCUCCGCUACCCGUUCCCGGACGUCGGCCUGGAGAGCGGGGUGGAGUGCCUCGGCACCGUCGCCCAACACGACGCCUGGCGGGUGUUCCGCGCCGUCGACCUCUCGCAGCCGAUUCACGAGAAGCUGCUCCUGGAGCACCGCCCCGACGCCGUUGUCGCCGAUGUGCCCUUCUGGUGGGUCACGGGCAUAGCCGCGAAGAUGGGCGUCCCGCGCCUCACGUUCCACCCCGUCGGCAUCUUCGCGCAACUCGCCAUGAACAACCUCUACGCCAUCCGCUCUGACAUAAUCCGGGACGGCGUUGCCGCCCCGUCAGUCAUCGUGCCGGGGAUGCCAGGGAAGGAGAUCGCCAUCCCGCCGUCGGAGCUCCCGGAGUUCCUCCUCCAGGACGCUGUUCUUUCUAUGGAGUGGGACAACAUCAAGGCGGCCCAGCUCGCCGGCUUCGGAGUGAUCGUGAACACCUUCGCCGACCUCGAAAAAACAUACUGCGACGAGUACAGACGCGUCGACGCGCGCCGCGCCUACUUCGUCGGCCCCGUCAGCCUGCCGUUGGACUCCGCCGUGCACCGGGGCGGCGAUGGCAACGUGGACUGUCUAGAGUGGCUAUCGACCAAGCCGAGCCGAUCGGUGGUGUACGCCUGCUUCGGGAGCUGGGCUUGCUUCUCAGCGCGCCAGAUCCGCGAGCUCGCGCUGGGGCUGGAGGCCUCGAACAAGCCAUUCCUGUGGGUGGUCCGCUCCGAGGACUCCGACGGCCUGUGGGUGCCGGAGGGAUGGGAGCAGCGCGUUGCCGACCGCGGCAUGGUCGUCCGAGGGUGGGCACCGCAGCUGGCGGUGCUGGCCCACCCGUCGGUGGGCGCGUUCCUGACGCACUGCGGGUGGAACUCGGUGCUGGAGGCGGCGUCGGCAGGCUUGCCGGUGCUGACGUGGCCGCUGGUGUUCGAGCAGUUCAUCAACGAGCGGCUGGUCACCGAGGUGGCGACGUUCGGCGCGCGCUUGUGGGACGGCGGCAAGCGCAACGUGAGAGUGGAGGACGCGGACACCGUGCCAGCAGAGGCGAUCGGUCGGGCGGUGGCCGGGUUCAUGGAGGGCGGAGAGCGGUGGGAUAAGAUGAGGGCAAGAGCAGGGGAGCUGGCUGAGAAGGCGCGUGCCGCGGUCAGCGAGAACGGGUCGUCGUGGCGCGAUUUACACCGCGUGAUCGACGAUCUGACUGAGGCUAAUGCCUCGAGGGUUCGCAGCAACGGGGACUCAUAG